Prunus armeniaca (apricot) is the source of this 579-nucleotide messenger RNA. NCBI's taxonomy places the organism in Eukaryota, Viridiplantae, Streptophyta, Magnoliopsida, Rosales, Rosaceae. The record is from the annotation of a GenBank genome assembly.
AUGCCAAUCUGUGUGGCUGGGCAACCGGUGGUGCUCGAUAAGGACGGCGAGUGGAAGGUGCUCGAUAAGGACGGCGGGUUGAAGCCGCUAGAGAUGGUCCCCCAUGACCCCAAUACGUCACUUUGGAAGCCAACUGUUAACAGGUCUAAAGAACCAAAGACUGCCCAACAAAGAAGGUUUGAAGAACUUAUGGCUUAUUCUGCUAGCCACGCAGCAUCAAAUGUUGACUUUUUGAAGGACCCGGACCCUCCUGUUCCUGCUGGUGAAUGUAGGUAUUGUUUAAAGGUGGAUGAUCACAUCACGCAACUGUGCCCCUACAAGUAUGAUGUCCCAAAGAAUGCAAUUCUUGGCAAGGGUUGUACGGUUGUUUGUAAAGUCUGCGGAUGUAGGUUUAGAGACUCGUGUUGUGCCAAAUGCGGCAACACCCGUGGAUGUGCAAUCCUCAUGGAUUGUAGAAUCUGUGGGAAGCCAUAUGACCACUGGUCUGAUACGUGCCCGAAACGCGAUUUGAAUUCUCCUGUUACUUGCGAUCCUUAUACUGGUUCUUUUUCUUUCAAGGCUUGUCCUCCAAAAGAGUAG